Hyaena hyaena (striped hyena) is the source of this 2289-nucleotide messenger RNA. It is a transcript of the gene EFHD2, whose product is annotated as EF-hand domain family member D2. Bases 74 to 802 code for a protein of 242 amino acids. Gene Ontology annotation, molecular function: calcium ion binding. NCBI's taxonomy places the organism in Eukaryota, Metazoa, Chordata, Mammalia, Carnivora, Hyaenidae. The record is from RefSeq and is a predicted model, not a curated record. The transcript is spliced from 4 exons.
AGAGCGCGGCCAGAGGCGGUGCGGGCGCGCGGCGAGCAGGGGCCGGGCCCAGGCGAGCGCCGCGCGGGCCACCAUGGCCACGGACGAGCUGGCCAGCAAGCUGAGCCGGCGGCUGCAGAUGGAGGGCGAGGGCGGCACCGAGGCCCCGGAGCAGCCCGGGCUGAAUGGGGCGGCGGCGGCGGCGGCGGCGGCCGGGGCGCCUGACGAGGCGGCCGAGGCGCUGGGCAGCGCGGACGACGAGCUGAGCGCCAAGCUGCUGCGGCGCGCCGACCUCAACCAGGGCAUCGGCGAGCCCCAGUCGCCCAGCCGCCGCGUCUUCAACCCCUACACCGAGUUCAAGGAGUUCUCCAGGAAGCAGAUCAAGGACAUGGAGAAGAUGUUCAAGCAGUACGACGCCGGCCGGGACGGCUUCAUUGACCUGAUGGAGCUGAAGCUGAUGAUGGAGAAGCUCGGAGCCCCGCAGACCCACCUGGGCCUGAAAAACAUGAUCAAGGAGGUGGACGAGGACUUUGACAGCAAGCUCAGCUUCCGGGAGUUCCUCCUGAUUUUCCGCAAGGCGGCGGCCGGGGAGUUACAGGAGGACAGCGGGCUGCACGUGCUCGCCCGCCUCUCCGAGAUCGACGUCUCCACUGAGGGCGUCAAGGGGGCCAAGAGCUUCUUCGAGGCCAAGGUCCAGGCCAUCAACGUGUCCAGCCGCUUCGAGGAGGAGAUCAAGGCGGAGCAGGAGGAAAGGAAGAAGCAGGCGGAGGAGAUGAAGCAGCGGAAGGCGGCCUUCAAGGAGCUGCAGUCCACCUUCAAGUAGCGAGGGGCUGCGGCCUGACCGCUGGCCCCGGCACCCCCGGCGCCCGGUCUGGCCCGCAGGGGCAGCCGACCGGAGGCCAAGCCUGAAUCCCGGGCUCUGUCUGAAGGGACCAUACUUAAAACCUAAAAAGUCUGUGAACGGAGCCAGCGGAGGGGUGUCCGAGGCGGCCCUGUGCAACCCCCUCCUCCCCGCUCCCCUCCGCUGCUCCCGAGGCCGUGACCCCAGUGCUGGCUCCUUGCCUGGCCCAGCCCUCCCAGGCCAUUCCUGCGUGUCUGUCACCCCCAGCUGCCCCUCUGCCUGCUCCGAGCCUGGCUCCCGGUCGUGGGGUGCUCCCUGCCCCGGGUGCCUGCCCUCCACCCGCUCUCCUCCCCUCUUCCCAGAGGCCCCCCCCCCCCCGCUCUUAACCUGCAGGCACACCGCUCCCGGGGCCCUUCAAGCCACUUCCUAGACUCGGGGAGGACAGGUAGCAAGAAUCGGGCGGCUCCCACGCUGCCCAGAGCUCGACCUGAUGGGCCGAUCAGAGGCAGGAGGGCUCCCCCCCACCCCACCCCCCGACAGCUGUUCCCCAGCCCCUGCCUCCUCUCUGCCAGAGGGGAGGGCACUUCUCUUUCAGCGAAGGGACCCAGGCCCUGGCACCCCAUGCUCGCCCAGCCAGGCGGGGUGAGGGGGCGGCUGUGCCCAUCUACCUCACGGGCCCACACUCUGCUGGCCACGCCAUGGAUCGUGGGCAGGAAAGGCUCUGGGGGCAGAAACGCCAUCCCCUAGUCCCCCUGGAACAGCCAGAGGGUCCCAGGGGCUCUGGAGAGAGCAGGGUGGGGAGGAGGGACUGGCCCCUUCACUGGGAGGGAGACUAGUGCUGGGGUCCCUUCUCCAGCAAGCGUCCAAGAAGUGCUUUAAGUGGUUUGCACGGACCCAGCAGCCAGGAGCAGGGGUCUCGUUUGACCCUUCCACGCCAUCCUUCCCCAAGCGAUGUGCACCACCUUGUCACCAGCGAUGGGACCCGUCCCACCCACCCCCUGAGGAAGCAUGGGGACCCCAGCCCUCCAUGUGCCCAUCCCCCGAUGGGCUGCGGCCAAGCCUGGGCCACCAGCCCGGUCCUGCCCAGCCCCCGGUGCGCUCACUUCCGUGUGUGCGUGUCCGUGUGUGCGUGUCCGUGUCUGUUGCCGUGUCGUGAAACUGUGCCCGUCACCCAGUCCAAACAAGUGAACGGCCGUCGAGGCCACGGUUAUGCAACUUUCGGUGUGUGUCAUGACGUCACUGCUUUUUAAACACGAUAACUCUUUAUUUUGGUAAAAUGCCUCUAAGAGUCCACAAAACCCCUGUUGGAUUUGCAGAGGUUUUAUUUUUUUGGCCUUAGAAUCUGCAGAAAUUAGGAGGUACUGACCCCAGUGCGGCAGCCUUGGCCCGGAAUUGCGUUUGCCUUAGCGGAUAUGUUUAUACAGAUGAAUAUAAAAAGUUCUUUCUCUUUGGCUUCUCGCUUUUUUUUU